Penicillium malachiteum is the source of this 984-nucleotide messenger RNA. Its product is annotated as alpha/beta hydrolase. The transcript has 2 exons. The record is from RefSeq and is a predicted model, not a curated record. Bases 1 to 984 code for a protein of 327 amino acids. NCBI's taxonomy places the organism in Eukaryota, Fungi, Ascomycota, Eurotiomycetes, Eurotiales, Aspergillaceae. Gene Ontology annotation, molecular function: hydrolase activity.
AUGACAUCGAACAUGCUACCUGGUCCUAUUGACGAGGUCAAGUUGAAGGCUCGUCUGGAAUUUCUGGACAACCUUGAAGCAAAACUUGCGACUGCUGUUCAAUGGAAAGAAUGCGAAUCUCCAGCUGAGUAUCAUAAAAUGCGUCGCGAGGGCACGAACGGAUUCAUGGCGCCUGUUUUGAACCCCGCAGCACGGUUAGCCAACGUGACUGGAAGAGAUGGGAAUCAAAUUGAGUUGAGAAUUAUCGCUCCGACUGAAAAAGCCAGCCGAGGAGUUUUGUUGCAUUUCCAUGCAGGUGGGUUCGUUAUUGGUAACAAUGCCUCAUACGAUACCUACUUAACGACGUUGUCCAGACGCUUGGGUCUGACAAUGGUCUCUGUUGAAUAUCGACUUGCACCGGAUCACUUAUUCCCCGCGCCUUUGCAUGACUGCGUCGAUGCAGCUCUGUAUGCUCUCAGUCCUGCAGGUGAGAAAGAGCUCGGCGCACCAUUGAAGAUCAUUUGUGGCGAGUCUGCAGGAGGAUGGCUAGCAAUUUCGACAGCUUUGUCCCUCCGCAGGGAUCACGGCAUUGAAGUGAAGUCAAAAUUGGACGCUGUUAUUUCCGGAUACGGCAUCUUUGAUCUCACACAUACACCAUCCCUUCUUGAGCACUCCCGAAACAUUGUUCUGAGUACAAAAGGUAUGAUGGAAUUUUGCGAAGCCAGUUUUAACCAAAUUCCAAUGUCCGAGCGGAAGAAUCCGCUUGUCUCUCUUCUUUAUGCGGACGUGAAGGAAAUGCCCCCGGCCUUAUUCCUGACUGGUCAGCUAGAACCUCUCAUUGAUGAUAGUGUUUUUAUGGCAGCGAGAUGGCAGCUGGCUGGAAAUGAUACGCAAUUGAAUCUCGUCCAGGAAGCAUGUCAUGCAUUCACUAUUAUUCCAAUGGGCGAUGCUACUGAGGAGGGCCUGGAUAUUAUUGUCAACUUCGUGCAGCAGAAAUCUAGCUAG